GCGCGCGCCGCUGCGGCCGCAACAUCGUUAAUGUUUGUUUGUGUUUUGCCGCGGCUGGUAAACAAGCGGCGCGAGCUGACACGACAACCGCGUCACCAUAGCAACCGGCGGAACAGCGGGAAAGGUGUGUCGUCGCGCGAGCGGCGGCAGCUUUAACGCGGAAGUCCCGGAGCGUCACAAAGUAGGACUUUACCUGCAUUUACCCUGAGGUUUUCUAACUCUAGUGACGUCACUGUGUGACGGUUGGUUUCGCCCUCCUCUGCUCUGAUUGGACAAUGAAGAGGUGGAAUCGGGCGCUGGCGGCGCUGGGGGGCGGAGUCUUCUGCGUGGCCGUGCUGUCUCUCUACCGCCUGCUGGAGCUGAGCGACAGGACCACGCCCCCUGCUGAACACACCGAGCAGGAGUUGUCCCGCCUUCAGCAGAAGAUUGACAGGUUGGAGCGUCUCCUUGGUGACAACAACCGGCUGGUCGCCGCCGUGCGUGACUCGCUGCUGCACCGUCGCCCAGAAGCAUCAUGGGAGAAGACUGGAGGGGGAGGGGCCAAUGGAAGCUCCGUCCACCUCCCGCCGCAGAGGGAGGCGCCUGCCGGCUGUCAGAUUGCAGGGAAAAUGACGGACGAGGAGGGCGGAGUCAAGCUGCUGGACGUGUAUGAGCUGCUAGCGUUCGACAACCCGGACGGCGGUGCCUGGAAACAAGGCUUCCCCAUCAGUUACCGUGGCGACGAGUGGGCGGAGCAGCAGCUGGAGGUCUUCGUGGUGCCGCACUCACACAACGACCCUGGCUGGUUGAAGACAUUUGAUGGUUACUAUGGCGACCAGACUCGUCACAUCCUGGACAACAUGCUGCUGAAACUGAGCCAGGACCCCAGGAGGAGGAUGAUCUGGUCGGAGGUCAGUUUCUUCGCUCGCUGGUGGAGCGACAUCGAUGAGCAGAAGAGAGACGCCGUCCGACGGCUGCUGGGGGCGGGGCAGCUGGAGAUGGUGAGCGGUGGUUGGGUGAUGCCGGACGAGGCCAACACACACUACCCUGCCCUGCUGGAGCAGCUGCUGCUGGGACACACCUGGCUGCACACACACCUGGGUGUGAAGCCGCGCUCUGGUUGGGCGGUGGAUCCGUUUGGCCACUCCCCCACCAUGGCGUACCUGCUGAAGGGGGCGGGGCUUAGUGCCAUGCUGGUGCAGCGCGUUCACUACGCCGUGAAGAAGCAGUUCGCCCGGCAACAGACGCUGGAGUUUCUAUGGCGACAGAGUUGGGACUCCUCCCCCCGCAGUGACAUCACGUGUCACAUGAUGCCCUUCUACAGCUACGACAUCCCGCACACCUGCGGCCCCGACCCGGCCGUCUGCUGCCAGUUCGACUUCCACCGACUUCCUGGUGGGCGGGUCUCCUGCCCCUGGAGGAUCCCGCCGCAGCCAAUCACAGAGCAGAACGUCCAGGAGAGAGCUAUGCUCCUACUGGACCAGUACCGUCAGAAGUCCCGCCUUUUCCUGUCGCCGGUGUUGCUGGUUCCCCUUGGCGACGACUUCCGCUACGUAGACGGCAGCGAAUGGGACGCUCAGUUUGGAAACUACCAGAAACUGUUUGACUACUACGACGCCCACCCGGAGCUGCGAGUCAAGGCUCGCUUCGGGACGCUCUCUGAAUACUUCCUGGCUCUGCAGCGGCGGCUGGGCGCGGCCGGCGUGCGGCUGCCGACGCUGCGCGGCGACUUCUUCACGUACGCCGACCGUGACGACCACUACUGGAGCGGCUACUUCACCUCCAGAGCUUUCUACAAGCGGGCGGAGCGCCGCCUGCAGGCCGUGCUCAGAGCCACAGAGAUCCUCUAUUCCCUCACUCUGGCUGAAAUGCGGCGUUUCCAUGGCGAUGGUCGCCUGGCGGCAGACUUCCCGGUCGCUGAUGGGUUCCGCCGCCUGACGUCGGCACGGCAACAGCUCUCGCUGUUCCAGCAUCACGACGGCGUGACAGGCACGGCCAGAGACCACGUGGUCACCGACUAUGGCACCAGACUGUUCAGUGCGAUGCUGAGCCUGCGCUCGGUGCUGCAGAGCUCCGCCCACUGGCUGCUCCUAAUGGACAAGAGCGAGUACCGCCAUGAGCCGGACACGCCCCUCCUGCAGAUGGACGAUGUUGCCGACGCUCAAGACGCUCUGCCCAGGAAGUCCAUCAUCCAGACUGGCGCCAAACCCAGGUCGGUGGUGGUCUACAACCCGACGGAGCAGUCGCAGUCGUCGCUCGUCAGCGUCGUCGUCAGCUCACCAAAUGUCCAUGUGGUUGUCGCGGAAACAGGACAGCCAAUAGCAGCGCAGAUCUCGGCAGUGUGGGAGGAGCCAACCAAAGCCUCUAAGGAGGCCUUCCAGCUCUCCUUUGUGGCCGAGCUCCCUCCUCUCUCUCUGCUCGUCUUUCACGUCACCGAGGCUCCGCCCUCCUCUCUGGGCUCCGCCUCCCGAGCCCAGUACACUUUCCUGCAGCGCAAUUGGGCGGAGUCGUUGUCAGUUCAGGCCGAGCACUUCCAGGUGUCCCGCCCCCUGGGAGAGGAGGCCAACGCCCCCCUGAUGCUGCAGAACCGCCACGUCCAGAUCUGGAGCUCCGCCCACAGCGGCCUGCUGCAGAAGCUCCGCCUCCAGUCGGGCGUGGAGCGGCGGGUUCAGCUCCACUUCCUGUGGUACGGGACGAGGGGCGGAGCCAGCCGGGACAACAAGAGCGGCGCUUACCUCUUCCUGCCCGACGGCGACGCCCAGCCCUACGCCCCCCCUCAGCCGCCCGUCGUCCGGGUGACCAGAGGGCCGCUCUUCUCUGACAUCACUUCCUGUUACCCUCACUUCACCCACACAGCCCGCCUCUACCAUCUCCAUGGGCAUGCUGGGAGCUCGGUGGAGCUCUUCAACACGGUGGAUGUCAGGUCAGAGGUCAACCGUGAGCUCGUCAUGCGCAUCACCAGCGACGUUGCCAAUGGCAACCGCUUCUACACCGACCUCAAUGGCUUCCAGAUGCAGCAGCGGCGGCGGCUGGCGAAGCUCCCCCUGCAGGCCAACUUCUACCCGAUGAGCAGCGCCUCCUUCCUGCAGGACGGUGAAGUGCGUCUCACGCUGCUCUCCGCCCAGAGCCAGGGCCUCGCCGCCCUGUCGCCAGGGGCGCUGGAGGUGGUGCUGGAGCGGCGGCUCAACCAGGACGACAACCGCGGCCUCGGCCAGGGCGUCACCGACAACAAACCCACCGCCAGCAGCUUCAGGCUGCUACUGGAGGAGAGGCCAGGGGGCGGGGCCAAACAGGCCGGGCCAGGGGGCGGGGCUGAAGACAACGAGGAAGUGAGCUUCCUGUCUCUUCUCGCCCACGUCUCCUCUCUCGCUCUCUGCCACCCGCCCAUCAUCCUGGUCGCCCCCAGCGACCGGCCACUGCCGAGGCUCCGCCCCUUCCUGCCGCUGCGCUCCUCGCUGCCGUGCGACCUGCACCUGCUGAACCUGCGGAGCCUGGAGGGCCAGGAAGCAGGAAGUGUAUCACAGGAAACGGCGCUGUUCCUCCACAGGAAGGGCCACGACUGCAGCGUGAGCCCCGCCCCCCCGCUGCAGUGUGCACGGAGCGUGCACGAGGAGUUUGAUCUGGAUGAAGUUUUCUCGUCUCUUCGUUUCCUCGACGUUCGCGCAGCGUCGCUCACACUAACUCCGCCCGACAACAGCGAUGACCAAUCACAAUCUUCCCGGCAACAGCAGACGCACAUCGUCACCGUCCGGCCAAUGGAAAUUAGCGCUUUCCGGGUAAAGAUUGGCUGAAAAAAAAGUGGAAUCAAUCAUAAAAAUCCUGGGUUAGGGUUAGGGAGUGAGAGAGCAGAGCUCAGAGAAAAGAGUUAAAUGAUAAUAAGAUAAAAUGAAAAAAUGAUAAAUAAAAUAAAAUAAAAUCAGCAAUUCAAAGAUAAAAUAAAUCAACAGGUAAGUAAUUAGGAGGUACGCCUUACUAUUUAAAAAUACACGACAUUAAUGUAAGAAUAAAUAUAUUUUAAUGUUUUUGAAUUCAGGUUCGUUUCACUUCAGUUUUUCUGCAUUUUUCCCACUUGAAGAUUUUUUUCUCGUUGC
Messenger RNA from Myripristis murdjan (pinecone soldierfish), 4070 nucleotides. RefSeq names its product alpha-mannosidase 2. Gene Ontology annotation, molecular function: alpha-mannosidase activity; carbohydrate binding. Bases 276 to 3770 code for a protein of 1164 amino acids. Gene Ontology annotation, cellular component: Golgi membrane. Gene Ontology annotation, biological process: mannose metabolic process; N-glycan processing; protein deglycosylation. The transcript has 24 exons. The record is from RefSeq and is a predicted model, not a curated record. Lineage: Eukaryota; Metazoa; Chordata; Actinopteri; Holocentriformes; Holocentridae.